Molecule: messenger RNA, 6744 nt
Organism: Apodemus sylvaticus (European woodmouse)
Lineage: Eukaryota; Metazoa; Chordata; Mammalia; Rodentia; Muridae
Molecular function (GO): protein binding
Source: RefSeq, a predicted model, not a curated record
AUGAAGAAGAUCGUGGUUCACGGAGUUAAAGAAAAGACACCAAUGGGUUUCUGCGAUGUCCCACGAAAAAACCUGUUGAACUUUUUACGAGAUAUGAAAAGCAUUUCUGUGCCAAAUGAACCGAGAUACAAACCUCUCAGAAAGAUACACCAGGCUGCAAGCGAGGGUGAUACAGAGAGAUUACAGAGAAUGAUAAGUCUUGGGAAACACAGUGUGCACGACAGAGACUUUAAGCAAAGGACUGCUCUGCAUUUUGCCUGUGCCUAUGGCCAGGUGGAAGUAGUAGGUGUUCUACUGAGAAAUAAUUGUGAUAUUGAUGCUGUUGACAGGAACUUCAUCACGCCUCUGAUGAAGGCUGUUCAAAACUGGGCAUAUGAAUGUGUGUGUACAUUGUUGAAGCACGGUGCUGAUCCGAACCGUAUGGACAAAAAUGGCAAUACUUCUCUCCACUACGCUGUGUGUGAAGAUAACCAGGCACUGGCUAAGUGCUUGCUUAAAUACAGUGCAAACAUGGAACAAAAAAACAAGGAUGGCUUUACACCACUUUUACUGGCUCUCAAGGAAAACAAAAUAGAGAUGGCAAAGUUUUUAGUAAAGAAGGGGGCAAAUAUACACGUAUUUGAUGAGAUGAAAAGAAACACUCUCUUAUAUGCCAUAAGAUGGGACUCUAAAGAUAUGGUCAAUCUACUUUUGGAUGAAGGCAUUGACUUUUUCUUUAAAGAUGUAUUUGGAUGGACUGCAUUACGGUAUGCUAUUGAAGGCACAAGUAAAGGUAGUCGAGAGAUUCUCAUGAACUAUGAUGAAAAGUUACGUAGAAAAAAUCAAGAUGGCAUCCCAGAAUACAAGAAUUUUGAAGACAAUUCAUUAGACAAGCAACCCAAUGAUCCUACUUCUGAGACCACCUUACUUAAAUCAAGUGAUAAUGCAUGCGAUUUUGACGAUGAGCCGGAUAUUUCUAAGUUUGUCCUCACUACGUGUCCUAGCAACAUAUGUGGGGCUGGAGAUCAAGAAGACAAAAGUGAAACAAAGGAAACAGUAGAUGUUCAGAUUUGGACAAACCCUACCUUGAAGUCUUCCACGAAAGGAAAAGUGUCCAAUCGGAGUAAAGUAGGAAUGAGGAGAGAAUCACAUCAUUUCAUAAUAGAAUCAGACAUAGAAAUUGAGUCACUGGAGGAAACGUUUUCAUAUGACAAUGAAGAUAAACAGUCAGUGAGUGAUGAUGGAGAUUUUUCUGGAACAACACAUGAAUGGUGUCAAAAUGAUGCAAUUAGACAAACUAGAGCUCAAGAUUGCAUGUAUCCUAACUUGAAGUCUUCUACUGAGGGGAAAAUAUCUAUUCUCAGGGAAGCAGGAAAAAUGGCUGAGUCACCUCACUUCAUAAUAGAAUCAGAUUUGGAAAUUGAAUCUCUGGAAGAAACUUUUUCAUGUGACAGUGAAGCCAAACAACUACUGUAUCUUCCACAAAUAGAUGAUAGCCAUUUUUCUGGAGCAACAAAUGAAGGACCAGAAAAUAAUUUAGAGGUGCAAAUAAAAGAAUCUGCAAAGAAAGUUCCAUACUUGAAGACAGCCAAUGAAAUGAAUGACCCUAUUCAAAAUAAAUGUUCAGAAAAUAAGGAUGAAGAAACAUUAAACUCAGAAAUAACUAUAACAUCUAUAUCAGAAGAAGAAGAAGAAUGUCCUGAUGCCAGAGGAAAAACACAAUCAAUGCAAACCAGACCAAUGGAUAUUGUUUAUUUAGUCACUGUCAAAAAUCAAAGAGAAGAAAAUAUUGGCAUUAGUCAAGAGAAAGACUCUCCUGAGGAACAUCCUGAAUCUCAGUGUAGCACUGAAAAGACUUAUUCCAUUGCACAUGAAGAAUCAGACACAAAUCAGGAGGACUCAUCACAUGCAGAACAAGUUGUUGAACUGACAUCAGAAGAAGAACAACCAAAGGAAGACAACAAUGACAACAAGCAGUGCUUGAACAUCUUUAAGCGAUUUCGACCAAAGAGAAUUGGCUCGUUAUUCAUGACUAAAGAAAAAAUUGAAGAGAAUGCAAUAACAACUGAAAAGAAAGAGAUUCCUAAAGAAUACUGUCAUCUGAAGUCUACCACUGAAGAGGGAGAGUCUGAGCCAAAUGAUUCACCAGCAAAGAAGAAUGCAAAGUCAUUACAAACAGAAUCAACUGUAAUGUUCAUAUCUGAGAAGGGACAAAAGUGCCAAUUGGACACUGAAAAGAACAAAAAAUGGCAUAUGUUUAAGCGAUCUCAACCAAAAGGAAAUCCACAUUUACCUGUGACAGAAAGUCAAAGUGAUGAAAGUACAAUAGUUGUCCAAGUGAAAGAUUCUCCUGAACAAUAUUCUCAGUGUAAGGCUACCAAUGAAAGGAAUGGAUAUGAUUCAUAUUCAUCAACGAUAGAUGUAAAGCCUUCUUGUGUAGAAUCAAAUUUAAAAAUAAAAACAAAGGAAAAUCUUCAUGGCAAUGAAGCUAGUCAACCAUCUGUAAGUAUAGGAUUAACUUCAACACCAACAAAUAUUCUAAAUGAAGGAGGGAAAGGUUUUCAAAAGAAAUUUCUUGAAUGGAAGCCUCCCACAGAAAUGAAAGAUUCUGACUCAACAGAGGUAUCAACCAUGAUGCAUGGACAAGGAUCCCUAGCAGAUGUAGACAUAAAAUUGGAAACAGAGAGCCAGGAUUAUCUUGAUAGCGGUGAAAAUAUUCAGUCAUCUAACACCAUUACAUCUCUUCAGUCUAAGUGUACUCCUCAUUUAUCAGUUGGGAUAACUUCAAGAUCCACGAGUCUUCUAACUGACGGAGAGAAAGAUGUCCAUAAGAAAAAUCUUGACUGGAAGCCUCCCCAGUAUCUCAUUGGAAGUAAAGCUCUAGCUUCAUCUGAUGUAUCAAUGCUGAAGCAUAAACAAGAAUUCCCACCAGAAGCAUACUUACAAAUGAAAACAGAGGAAAGUCAGAAAAAUCUUGAAAGGAAUGAAAAUACUCAAUCAUCUAAUGCUGUUAUACAGCCAAAGCAAAUUCUUCAUUUACAAAUAGGACUAGCACUGAGACCCACGGAUCUUCUGAACGAAGGAAAGAAAGGUUUUUGUGUUAGCUAUCCUGAACAAGAGUCUUCCCUUGAAGAGAACUAUGCUCCAACUGAAGAAUCAGCAGUGAAGUGUGGACAAGAAUUCCCAGCAGAAGCAGACUGGAAAAUAAAAACAGAGGAUUUUCGGGAAAAUCUUGAUGACAAUGAGAGUAUCCAUUCAUCUAAUUCUUUUACAUGUCUUCAACCAAGGCCCAGUCCUUAUUUGUCAUUAGGAAUAACUCAAAGGUCACAAAAUCUUCUAAAUGAAGGAGGGAAAGGUUCACCUAAGAAGCAUCUUGAAUGGAAGAAAAAACCAUCAACUGAAAGAGAAGAUUCUAUUCUACCUGAGUCAUCAGUGUGGAAGCAGGAGCAGGAACACCCAUCAGAAGUGGACGUACAAAUGAAAGCAGAUGACAACCUUAAAAAUCUUGAUGGAAGUGAGAGUUCUCAGUCAUCUGAUACCAUGCCAGAUCUUCCACUGUGUCACAUACCACCCUCAUCAACACCCAGGGAUCUUCUAAAAGAAAGAGGAAAAGAAGAAGACUUACAAAUGAAAUUGGAGGAAAGUCAAGGAAAAAUUGAUGGCAACGAAAGCAUUCAGUCAUCUGAUAAUGUGAAGUACCUUCAACCAAGGCGGAUCCGCCAUUUACUGAUGGGACUGAUUCCAAGACCCAUGAAUAUUCUAAGUAGACGAGGGAAAGAUUCUCACAAGAAAUGUACUCCAUGUAAGAAUCCCACUGAAAUAAAAGAGUUUGACCCAAAUGCAAAAUUGGAAAGACAGGAAAUAAAAACUUUGACACCAGUGAUGCUAGAAGAUGACCAAAACCUGUGCGAUGACAGCAAAAAUAACCAUCCAUUGGUUGAAGCAACCAGGAAGAAAUGCACAAGCAAUGAAACAGAAGAUGUGACUCAAUCCUACUAUGGCUGUGCAUUAGCUGCUACUGCUCAUGAUGUUUCUACUGCUUCUGUUGUUGCUGCUAUUGUUGCAGCAUCUGUUGUUGCUACAGCUGCUCCUGCCGCUGCAGUUGCUGCUGCUUCUGCUGCUAUAGCUGCAGUUGUUGCUGCUGCUGCGCCUGCUGCUGCUGCGGUUGCUUCUGCCACUGCAGCUAUUGAUGCUCUUGCUAAUGUUGCUCCUGGGGCUGCACCUGACAGUUCUGCUGUACCCGUUGCUGCUGCAACUGCUGCCACUGCUGCUGCUGUUCCUGCUGCAACUGCCGCUGGUGCCCCAGAUGCUGCCCCUGCUGUGGUUGCUGCUGCUGCCGCUGCAGGUGCUGCUGCUGCUGCGGUGACUUCAUUGGCCGCUGCUUCUCUCACUGCUGUUUCUUCUGCUGCUUCUGUUGCUGCUGUGGUUGCUGUUGCUGUCACUGCAGAGGCUGGUUCCGAUGCUCCCACUGUUGCUCCUGCUUCUGCUGCUGUUGCUGCUGUUGCUGCUGCUACUGGUCCUGCAACUGCAGCUGCUCUCGUGGCUUCUGUUGCUGCUGCUGCUGCUGCUGUCACCCCUUGUGUUCUGCCUGCUGCUCCAGAGUCCGCUGCAGCCCCUUCUACAGUUGCUGCUGCAACUGCAGCUGCUGCUGCAGUUGUUACUCAUGCUGCUGCUUCACCUGCUGUAGCUGCUGCUGCUGCUGCAGCAGCUGCUGCUGCUGUUGCUGUUCCUACAGGUACUACUGCUGCUGUUGCAGCUGUUGCUUCUUCUGAUAUUCCUACUGCUGCACCUGUUGCUGUUGCCACCUCUACAAAAGGAAGAAUCAGUCUACAAAAAAAGCAUGUGGAGGAGGGAAAGCAGCAAUCUCCUGUUGAGGAAGCAGAGGAGCAAGAUGGAAUCAAAAAGACAAUUUCUACGGAAAAAUUUAAGCCAGUAAAAUACAAACAUGAUCCUAAUGCCUUGACUCCAGUAACUGAAUCAUGCUCAGCGAAAUAUCUUGGUAGCCCCUUAAAAAGUGCACCUGCCUUUGACUCAUAUAAAGAGUUAUUAGAACUUAAAGAAAUCAAUGUUCAAAUACUCACAGAAAAAAAUAAAGUGGAAAAUGAAUUAUCUGAAGUAAAAGAAGAGAAUUCACAGUUAGAGAAAAAAAUUGUAAGAAAGAAUGAAAGAAUCUGUACUCUGAGAUCAAUCAUAAAAGAACAAUUGGAGAAAAAAAGAAGUGUAAUUUGUGCUUAUAAUGAGGUUGUGGAGGAACUUAGAGAUAAAAAGAUGAUUCAGAGAAGAGGAGAACAAUACAACAGACAAGUUACAGAGACACAAGAUCUUGAAAUAUGUCUGAAGACAAAAGAUGUGGAGUUGAAACAGCUACAAAAAGAAAAAGAACACACACAGAAGAUGGAAGAUCACCUACAAAUAUUGGAACUAGAAAAUACCUCAUUAAUAGCAACAGUAAAGAAACAGAAAAAGGAAAUUGAACAUCUGCAGAGACAUGUGCAAAACCCGCACAAAAACCUGGCACAGAGUACCAAUUUUACAGAGACAGCUGCUCAUGAAAAUCAGGACAUGUGGAAUAACCAAACUUCAGUGAUAACUGAGAUGGAAAACAUAAUCAAAAGUCUGAAGUCUGAAGUCUCCAGUGUUAAAAUUUCCAAAGAGUUCAGCAAAAAAGAACUGGAAAAGUAUAAGCGAUUCUAUCUAGAAGAACUAAGAAAUAAAAACUUCUUAUUACAUGAACUAAACAGGACUAACGAGAGUCAAGAACAAUCCCAUACAGAACUUCACAUGAAAUUUCAGCAAAACAUUUCUGCAUCAAACACCCUGAAUACAAAGCUUGUUCAUGAGUGCUCUUGUGUGGAAAAAACCCACAAACUGGAAAACAAAGAUUUCCUCCCAGGGGAAAACUUGGUAUUACCUUCUUCAAGCACAGAAUCAACUCAUGUCUGCAUGGCGCACUGCCCAUGGACGUCUGAAGAUGACAUGAGAGACCUAAGCAAAGGACUCAGUGACUUAAAGCAAUCUAUUCAACUUACUUUGGAGACUCAGAAGAAAAAAGAUAAUGAAGUAGGAAAAGAACUAACUGGAAUUGGGAAAUCCUUUAAGAUGACAGAUCAUAGACAUGAAAUUGGAGAAUGUGGUUCUCAUGGAGAUUUUGAAACCUGCCGACUUGGAAUGAGUACUCCAGUUACAAUGCCAGGAUGCUUGGCACAAGCAAUAAGUAAACCAUAUUCAGAAUUCUUAAAGGAGAGCUAUACAACUUCAACAAUAAAUGCAAUGGAAACCAAAAUUAGAAGCCUUAAAUCUACCCUCUCUAAACUGAAAGUUAGCAGAGCAUUACGUGUAUUAGAACUUGAACGCUAUAAGUACCUCUAUUAUGAAGAAUUAAGCAUUAGAAAAUCAGUUCAAUAUUACUUAAACAAGAGUAAUGAAAAUUCAGAGAAGAACAGGUCAAAGCUGCACAUGGAAACACAGCAUAGCAGCUCUGCAGUAAAUGCACAAAGCAUGAGGCCUUUGACUGAGUGCUCUUCUACUGGCUGCUUAGACAGCAUCCCUGGACAGAAAAAGUCUCCUCCUAAGAAAAAACCAGACAGCAUCUUCCUCAAACUCUCAACCCUCAGCAAGUGGCCUGGAAGACUGCCUGAAAAUGUCUUCCGACGUGAGCGAAUUUCCAUCACUGAUUUUAGUUUAACCAGCCGGACAGAGCUCUCUAGUGACUCGGGUCAGUGGGAGCUCCAGCACUCUGCUUUUGACACAGCAAAAAAUGUGUAA